UGAAUGCUCGGAGACCAAAGGGGAUUCGUCAUAUUAAUAUAAGCGUGUUUAUGUUUUAUUAUUUGCAGAGUUUGAAGAUGAAAUAAGGAUUCGUGACGCAUUUUAAAGGCAGCAUCUGCACAGAAUGACAGCAUGUCUCUAGGCAAAAGUUCAGGGAGGUGGAGGAGAGGAUGGUGUGCCUCGGUGUUGACGACCCUUUCAUCAAACCGUGUGCUGAAGGCCCUCCUUCCCACCCUGUGCCUGGCGCUGGUGUUGGUGUACGGCCUCGCCGACAAGCUCAGGAACUUUGUGGCCAGCGUCUUCAUCCCACAGUACCACUUCCCUUACGCAGUGGCGCUCUGCUUUGCCCAGGUUCUGGUCUCCAUCUCAGCCUUAACUCUCCUCCAUGUCCUGAAUGUGGUGCCUCUGAGGCGUUACUCCAGGUCCCUGGGGGAGAAGAUGCUGGUGCCUUCCAUCUGUAGCAGCAUCCAUGCUGUGCUGGCCAUGUGGGCCAAGGCCAACAGCUCCGACAUCGGCCUGUUCCCUCUCCUCCUGCCUCUGUUGCCCUUGGCAACUCUGGGUUUCAGUCUCUCUCAGAAGCUGGCAUCCUCUCCAUCCCUCCACAUCUCGGCUCCGAUUUCCAUCCUGGGCGGGACAUCUUUUGUCGUCUCCGGUAAAAAGUCGAGAUGUUAUUUCGAGUGGGAACUGAAGGUUCUUCGCCUCUAUUUAACCGUCUCUCUCUUCCUCAUUGCAGCCUCCCAGGGUCUCUCCGGCGUUGGGCUUCUGGAGUACAUGUAUGCCCCUCUGGCUUUAAUCCUCCACAGUCUGUCUCUGACUUUCCUGGCCAAAGCGUCCGAGGCCGAGCGCCGCCGCCGCCCCCCCGAGGCCCAAGCCUCCAUCUUCGACAUCUACUACACCCAGCUGGUCAACCAGAGCUGCGUGCUGGGCCUCCUGUGGCUGCUGCACCCGCAGAGUCCCUGGCUGGUGUUGAGUCACAGCAACUGGCAAAGCCUGCUCUUCCACGGAUACCUGCUCGCUAUUCUGCUGCUGGGUACGCUGCUGGACCUCCUGGUCGGCGUGUCGGCUCUGUGCGUCUCACCGUUUGCUGCUGCGCUGCUGCACUCGGCGAGGCAGCUGGCGCAGCCGCUCCUCCAGCUGUUGUAGUGUCACUCAAAAGGGGACCGAUGGACGAGCACAGUGUCAUUGUGUUCUCUGGGGACGAGCCCGCACGUCCUCUGGCGUUCGUGCCACGACGUCACGUUUGGAGACGUCUGUGUUGUAGUUGUGUGACAUUGUUUACGUUUUACUUUCUGCAGGUAUUUUAAGCUCAACCAUGUUUUGUUGCCUAAUACCAGAAGCAAUGUGCACCAGGAAGUGACGCAAAAGGUGUCUGACAAAGUGUCAGAAUGAGACGAGAUGGAAUGAGAAGUAGUACAUCGUGGCGUUUCCUCCGUUCACGAUAACACAACCUGGACUAAUGAGAGUGAACACAAUGGAAUAUUGGAUACGCAGAACCGGUCAAGGAUGUACUUUCUCAAAACAUCAUUGCAAUACUUUUACAAUAUGUACUCAAUAUGCUCUUUAUACAUGUAUCUAUAUACUAUGGUGUCACUUCUGCUGCUGCGUGUACUACUGUGCGAUAACUUUGAGGACUUUUGUAGUGAAAUAUUUUCACAGAUGAGAUGUCAGAGGACUGAGACGACAGUACAGGAGGCAUAUCAACAAAGAUCGCCCGUUCCAGUUAGUUAAAGAACAUUUGGGACUUAUUUAAAAUAAUGAUAGACAGACUGUGGACUUAAUGGGAGAGCAGCCGCUCCCACAUCAGUAGCACGAGUCCAACAACACACGUUUUCUUUUAGAGCCGACUUAAUAUUAACUAGCAUCUUUUUUUUAAUGUCUAUUCACAAACAACUGAAGUAGCUAUUUUUUUUAACAUCUUUGAUAAGUUUGUGUAAGAGUGGACACAGAUGUUUGGUCCUGACUGUACAUGACAUUAUUUACUAAACAGUAUUUAAGAAUAACAUAUUUAAACUC
Molecule: messenger RNA, 2013 nt
Organism: Pseudoliparis swirei
Lineage: Eukaryota; Metazoa; Chordata; Actinopteri; Perciformes; Liparidae
Exons: 4
Coding region: 133-1143 (336 amino acids)
Source: RefSeq, a predicted model, not a curated record